This is a messenger RNA of Anoplophora glabripennis (Asian longhorned beetle), 2389 nucleotides long. RefSeq names its product 5'-nucleotidase domain-containing protein 1 (gene Nt5a). The coding region runs from base 50 to 1459 and encodes 469 amino acids. Gene Ontology annotation, molecular function: 5'-nucleotidase activity. The record is from RefSeq and is a predicted model, not a curated record. The transcript has a single exon. NCBI's taxonomy places the organism in Eukaryota, Metazoa, Arthropoda, Insecta, Coleoptera, Cerambycidae.
AGCACUAAAAUAUGCUUUAUCAGGUUUUUGGCAACAGAUUUAACGUGAUAUGUUACUUCUGCGGCAAAUACUCAAAUCAGAUAUUAUCAACGAAAUUAUCUGUUUAGGAAAUGGAAGGGUAUUUAGUCAGAAUCACGUACUUAUAAAAAACCAGAUUCAUUAUCAAAAUAGGUUAUGUUCUCGCCACAACACAAAAUCUACAACAGCGAUGGAAGAAAACGUGAAAUUUAAAUUCACAGAUUAUGAUUGUAUAGGAUUCGACCUGGACAAUACCCUCGCAAGAUACAAAGUGGGAAAUAUGAUAGAAAUGGAACAUGAUAUAAUAUCGAAAUAUUUAGUUAAUAAAAAGGGUUAUUCCAAAGAGUACCUACUGAAGCCCCUAGACCACAAUUUCUUGAUCAAGGGCUUAAUAGUAGAUGAUGAAAAUGGAAAUUUACUACGAAUAGCACCUGAUGGUAAAAUAAUACAAGCCACACACGGCACAAAAUGGUUAACUGUGGAAGAAAUCGAAACUUAUUACCCGAAUAGGAGGUGGAAGGCUACAGAUCUGUUUUCCGAAGACCCUCUGCAAACUUGGAAUGGACCGUACUCGGAAAAAAUGAGGACGUUACUGGACUACUACGAUAUAAUUAUAAGCUUAAUUUUUGCUAGGGCUGUUGACUCGAUAGAUAAAGCGUCUGAUGCCAAGCAUGAGAAAAGGGUUUACAACAUUUGGCCUGAUGUACUAGAGGCUGCGGUGUACAUGUUUAAACGAGAACAUUUCCAGACAAACGAAGGCGAGUACUUUCCCGAGAUUAAAGCUUACCCUGAAAAGUAUUACUAUAAAUGUAGCGAGGAUUUGAUCAAGUGGCUUGUAGCGCUGAAAAAUAAAGGCAAGCAGUUGUUUCUAUUAACCGGUUCGCAUGUAGAUUUUGCCUCUCACACCGCUUCUAACACGAUAGGCCCAAAUUGGAGGGAUUAUUUCGAUAUAGUCGUAUGUUACGCUAAGAAGCCCGGGUUUUUCACCCAGAAGAGAGAUUUUAUUGGCUUAGACGGUUUCACUGAAACAGGCCCCAUAUCUCCGAAAGAUUUAACAAUAGGAGGAAUGUACACACACGGAAAUUGGUGUGACUUGAAGGAUUUCCUUAUAAAGCACUCGAAAGUGGAGAAUCCUAAUGUCCUGUACGUUGGUGACAACCUCGUGCAAGACAUCUACACACCUAACGUUAUCUGUAAAUGUGACACGGUGACGGUAUGCGAAGAGUUAGAAGCAGAGAGGUCUCACGGUUUUACAGAAAAAUGGCAUCCUGAUUGCCAAUUUUUAAUCUCGACUGUGUGGGGUUCGUACUUUCACUGCAAGAUUACAAAUGGUAUUACCAAUUGGUACCAUAUUAUGAAGGAGCAUUCGAGGAUCUGCGUGCCUAGUUUAGAGUACGUAGCUACGUUCCCAGUAGAUCACGAAUUUUCGAGAAUCUCGUAGAACUUCAAGUCUAUCCGAAUGUAGUUUGUUUUAUUUGAUAUUAAGUCUAAGCUUCAUGUUUUAUUGUUAAUUUUAACUGUUUUUAUGUAGAGUUUAUAGAAAAUUCACUUUUUCUUUGAACAGGGUGACCGAAAACCGAUGGCUGGCCGCCGUUACAGGAAAAUGGAAAGAGCAAAUAGAAAACCGCAAGUGGGCAUCUUGAGAACUUUAUAAGUAAUUGAUUGUUCAAAAAUCUGUGACCUCAUCGAAAUUAUUUUUUCCAAUUUCAUAUAUUUUUUUAAACAAAUGAAUACUCAGUGAAAAAAGUAGAUUUGAUUCUGAUUUUUGAGGAAACUAGGAAAGAUUUGAAAUUAGCAGUACGACUUUAUAGAAACAAAUGACUUAUGUCAAUAAUAAUAAUAUCAGUAACAGACUUGAUCGAACCAGUUUUUUCUCUUUUAUAUCUUUUGAACAGAGAGAUGUCGAAAAACUUUUUUAAUAAAAGUUGUUGAGAAAAAUUAGAAAUUUCAUGCAAUGUAAUAAAAGUGCGUGAAAUUGGGAAAACCAAGCACUUACAAUGCCAUAAAGGACCCCAUUUGCGGUUUCCUAUUUUCUCUUUCCGUUUUCCUGAAAUAGCAACCAUCCGUUCUGGAUCACCAUGUUCAUAUAUGUUAAAGUUUAUUUAAAAUACUGUAGGGCUGUUUUCCAUGUUACCGAGAUAUAAAUUUGAAAAUGUUAAACUUAGUAUUAAUAAUAAGUUAGUACGUUCUAAUAAUAGUUCUCUGCCAAAAAACUGAGAAAUAUUUUUUUAUUACUUUCACUGCCAUUAAAAUGCAAUAUAUAUUUUUUAAAACAAAAUUAAGAAUUUGUAAAACAGAUAUUUUAUCAAAAGGUUGUUCGUUUAUAAUUAAAAUGUUAUUUCUGUCAUAAAAAAUAAAUAUGUAGACCAUA